This is a messenger RNA of Lates calcarifer (barramundi perch), 1875 nucleotides long. Its product is annotated as RD3 domain-containing protein. The record is from RefSeq and is a predicted model, not a curated record. Bases 371 to 1057 code for a protein of 228 amino acids. The transcript has 3 exons. Lineage: Eukaryota; Metazoa; Chordata; Actinopteri; Centropomidae.
GCGCAUACAUACCGUUAUGUAAACACCCCACAUGAAUUCUGUCACUCACACACACAAACACACACUCCUGUCAUGAGGUAAGCUCCUCUCGUCACUCGCUCUUUAUUAAUACAGGAUUACAUUUACACUCAAUCCCAAACUCACACACACACUCCACGCGCUCCUCACAAAAGUACACGCACUGUCUGCCGGGGACCCUUAAAAGGUAGCAAGGCAGGCAGGUAGCUGUGUGACGCCAGCUGGAGUUGGAGGAGUUUCAUCCUUUUGUGAGUGUCACGAACCCAUGGAGACCUGCUGACAGAGACUUUACUAGACCACAGGUGGAUUUCUGUCAGGCAAGAAUACACUGCAGUUUUGUAAAUCCAGUUUCAUGAAGAUGUUUCCUUGGUCCGCUGUUUUCUCUCUUGAGCCCAAAGUGCCCGGCCAGCGCACCUCUGAGGAGCUGGUGACCAAUACCCUGAUGCUGGAGCUGGGGGCCAUGGUGAAACGCACUGAACGCAUCCGUUUAGAGAGAGCGACAGAGGGUCGGCGCCGCCGUCGCAGCUCCUCCUCUGCGGCCGACUACAGCUGGCUGGCCAACACCCCAACCCCUCAGCCCUACGAGCUGACGCCCAACGACCUGCUGGAGCUGCAGGACCUCUGUGCCAAGAUCCCCCCUGCACAGUGUGGCCCUGUGAUUGUCAGGUUCAGGAGGCUGGUGUCGCAGAUGGAGCCCGAGGUGCACGAGGUUCCCCGGCUGUUUCGCACAGUACUCCGCGACUGCGUGGACGAGGUCAACGGAAACGAAGAUGUCCAGACGCAGGAUACAGUGAUUGAGAAGCAGCAGCGCAGCAAGAGCCUCUCCUUUGUCACUUUCCGCACAAAGUUUCGCACAGGGCAGUUCUUCAAGGGCAGUGGCAUAAGAGGCUCCAGGGGGAAUCUGCAGCAGCAGGUGGAUUGGUCUGACGAGGAGGAUGAUGCAGAAGGAGAGGAGGAGGCCAUCAAGGCCAGGGCGAGGAAGGGAAGGAGCAGGAGCAUGCCAGAGAUUACCCCUCUGGAGCAAAGUGCCCAGGCGUGAGAGAGAGGGAGAGUCAGGGGAAUGGGAACCUGUAAAGGAGUUUGGGCAGGGGGAGACAAUUGAGUCAUUGGAGGGAGAGAAAGUAGCCUCAGUUGUAGAGGGUCAGCUUAAAUAUGGGGAGGAAAGAAAAACAGACAAUAUUAGGGAAGAAAUUAAGGCAGCAUUCAGGGAAAAGGGGGUCACAAUAAAGAGUUGUUGAGAAAUUUCACUAAAAACCACAAAUGUGAACCUUGUAGUGGCACUGGAUAAAAAGUCAGAGAAUGUCAGUAGGAUUCAUUGUCUGUGGACUAGAGAUGUCUGGACAGAAUUUCACAACAGUCCCUCCAAUAUUUGUUCAUAAAUUUCAGUCUCUGCCAAAGUAGUGAGCCGACCGACAGAAACUACAAUCCCUAGAGCUGUGUCGCUAACGUAGAUAAAAACAAAAAUGAGUAAAAUCUCUUGCAUUAACCUUCACAUGCUUUAGGUAUCUUUAAGACCAAACAAAUGAUGCUCUCUGAGCACCAGCUCCUAAUCAAUCAUAAACACAUCUCAUGAACUGUUCCUUUAAAAACAUGUUAUGCAACAGACAGGACAGCAGUAGAUGAGGGGAAGUUCAGUUCAGACCACGCCUCUGGAGAUUCAGCAGCCAACUUGGCUCUGGGUCACCAGCUCAGUUAGCAGACCGUGCUCUCAUAGUGCAUCCGUUUAAAGCAAAUCCUUGCAAAAAGGGAAUGACUAGAAUCAUCUGUAAACCCUAUUUUUUAUUGUGAAUAUAAAAUGUACUGGGGGAAACAAAUGUUCUUGUCACUUCUAUGUGAUUAAAACAUUGCUUUUUCACA